Molecule: messenger RNA, 725 nt
Organism: Scaptodrosophila lebanonensis
Lineage: Eukaryota; Metazoa; Arthropoda; Insecta; Diptera; Drosophilidae
Exons: 3
Coding region: 14-679 (221 amino acids)
Source: RefSeq, a predicted model, not a curated record
GCAGACCAUCGAAAUGUUUGCACGUUGCCGCGCGCUAAUAUUUUAUCUGCUGAUCUGUCUUUUUGCUCGGCAAACAAUACUCGUGCUCGGCCAGGUGCCAAUCGAUGGGUUCUGUGCUCGCUAUUCCGGAAAAGAUGUAAAUGUGACACGGUUCAUGGGGGAGUGGUAUGAGGUGGCCCGCGUUCCGGCAAGCAAUUUGUCUUGUGUGAAGACAAGCCUCGGUGUUGACGCACAGCAGGACAUUGUAAAUGUGAAUACCAGUUUCUCCUAUGCAAGGGAGAAGCCUUUUAUUACGUACAACAUGAUAGGGGCAGUAUCGGUUCCAAAUCUCGCGCCCCUCGACCUAUAUAAUUUCUCCUACACACUGGAGAACUCUGUAUUACCCUACACAUCGUACAAACUCGUGGCAACAGACUACGACGACAUUUCAUUCAUAUGUGGAUAUCAAAAUACGAGCGGAACAACAGAGACCUUUGGCUUUGUCCUACAACGGGAUCCAAUAAUACGGAGCCAGAAUACAUCCAAUUUUAUCGCAAUACUUGGCAUGUCGAUGAUCGUGCAAGGCUCAUCUUGUCCCGGCUAUACCCCUACUCCCAGCAGCCCCGAUUCCGGCUCUACACUUUCAUUUUCUCUCUACCUUCUGUUAGCCUUAAUUUCUCUGCACUUAUUGCGUAAAUAAUUUAUAAUUAAAUAAUAAAAAAUUUAGAAACAUUUACAAACUUGCA